GUGGAAACAAGCGCCGGCUAUGGAACGACCACGAACACGACUAGUAGGAACAGCAACAUUCUUUCCGACAAGAACCUGCAAAUUUGGACCGAAAGAGGCGUAGCGAGGGUGCGACAAUUGCUGCAAAACGAUGGACACAGGGCCGCAGGAGGUGGACAUGGCCGUGCUGGUGUGUGGG
Molecule: messenger RNA, 178 nt
Organism: Amoebophrya sp. A120
Lineage: Eukaryota; Dinophyceae; Syndiniales; Amoebophryaceae
Source: the annotation of a GenBank genome assembly